Molecule: messenger RNA, 1503 nt
Organism: Fulvia fulva
Lineage: Eukaryota; Fungi; Ascomycota; Dothideomycetes; Mycosphaerellales; Mycosphaerellaceae
Product: Succinate-semialdehyde dehydrogenase [NADP(+)]
Exons: 7
Coding region: 1-1503 (500 amino acids)
Molecular function (GO): succinate-semialdehyde dehydrogenase (NAD+) activity
Source: RefSeq, a predicted model, not a curated record
AUGGCACAGAAUCUUCCUUUCAAGUUGAACAACCCAGAGCUGUUCCGUGACAAGGCAACAGUGGGCGAAACCCUCAUUGAAGCCAAGUCCGGCAAGCGAUUCGAUGUCGUCGAUCCUGGCAAUGGCAAGGUGUGGGCUACCGCACCCGAUAUGGGUCCAGACGACGUCGACAACGCCCUCCAAACCGCACACAACGCCUUCCAGGAGUACAGGAAAGUCAACCCUCGACAGCGUGCCAAGUGGAUGCUGGAAUGGGAUCGACUGAUCCGCGAAAACCGUGACGACCUGGCCCAGAUUGUGACCUACGAGUGUGGCAAGCCAUUGUUCGAGUCGCAAGGAGAGCUGGACUAUGCUCUGGGUUUUACAUGGUGGUUCGCAGGCGAGGCUGAGAGAGUGCAAGGAACAGUCCAGACACCGGCAGCGCCUGGCCGACGUGUGUUCACCGUCAAGCAGCCGAUUGGUGUUGCUGUCGCUCUGGUGCCAUGGAACUUCCCCAUUGCUAUGAUCCUGCGAAAAGCUGGUGCUGCUCUUGCUGCCGGAUGCACGAUGAUCGUCAAGCCAUCGCCUGAAACUCCAUUCUCCGUUGGUGCUCUGGCACACCUUGCUGAGAAGGCCGGCUUUCCAAAGGGUGUAUUCAGCGUCCUGCCGACCAGUCUCGGUACCACUCCAGCACUUAGCGAGGCUCUUAUCCGGCAUCCAUUGACCAAGAAGGUCACCUUCACUGGCAGCACACGCGUCGGCAAGCUGGUUGCAAAGCUCUGCUCGGAUGGCCUCAAGAAGUGCACGCUCGAGCUGGGUGGAAACUGCCCCUUCCUCGUCUUCGAUGAUGCAGACCUCGAACAAGCCGCAACUCAACUCCUGGCUCUCAAAUGGCGCCACGCCGGUCAAGCCUGUAUCACCGCCAACCGCGUCUUCGUCCAAAAGGGCGUAUACGACAAGUUUGCCGAGAUGCUCGCAACGAAGACGAAAGAGAUAGUAGUUGGCCACGGUGCAGACAAGAAGACCACAAUGGGUCCAGUGACAACAGACCGCAGCAUCAGCAAGGCCGAGGCACAAGUGGAGGAUGCUACCAAGCAGGGUGGAAAGGUCAUCCUCGGAGGCAAGAAGUUGAUGGGCACACCAGGAUACGAUGGAUACUUCUUCGAGCCAACGCUGAUUACCGGCGCAACGGACAAGAUGCAGAUUGCGCAGGAAGAGACUUUCGCGCCCGUCAUGGCUCUGUUCGAGUUUGACACCGAGGAGGAGGCUGUGAAGAGGGCCAAUGAUACCAGUAUGGGUCUGGCCAGCUACUUCUUCACUAAGAAUGUUGACAGGACAUGGCGGUUGUUGGAGAACUUGGAGGCUGGCAUGAUCGGCAUGAACACGGGCAACUCGUCAGCAGCAGAGACGCCAUUCGGUGGCAUCAAGGAGUCUGGGUAUGGCAAGGAGUCUGGAAAGGAUGUCGCCGUGGCGGAGUACAUGAUGACCAAGACUGGUACUCUGACCUUAUCCGACCACUACUAG